Messenger RNA from Zootoca vivipara (common lizard), 7260 nucleotides. RefSeq names its product embryonal Fyn-associated substrate (gene EFS). Gene Ontology annotation, biological process: cell migration; cell surface receptor protein tyrosine kinase signaling pathway. Lineage: Eukaryota; Metazoa; Chordata; Lepidosauria; Squamata; Lacertidae. The record is from RefSeq and is a predicted model, not a curated record. Gene Ontology annotation, cellular component: cytoplasm; focal adhesion; plasma membrane. Gene Ontology annotation, molecular function: protein binding.
CCCCCCUCCCCUCUCUGCCUUUUUCUAAAGGUCUCUCUCUCUCUCGCUCAGCACGUUUUGGUGGGAAAGAAAAGGAGGAAGGACCCGAUUGCAAAAGGAGGAGAGCAGGAAAGAAAGAAGAGAAAGGAAAGAAAGGGCGAGAGAAAGAAGGUGAUUCUCCCGGCAGCCGCGGGAGGGAGAAAGAAAAGAGAGAAAGAGAAAGAAAGAGUGGCAAAAGCUGAAAGGAGGAGGAGAAGAAGUAACACAUCCGGCCAUACCGGAGCCGGAGAGGGGGCGGGAGGCGAGACUUUUGCAGGGAGAAAGAAGGGAAGAGGACAAAAUGGGAGAGGGAGGAGGAGGAGGCGAGGGCGCCGUUCGCCCUCCAACAGAUGGGAGCGAGAAGAAGUAAUCCCUUCGCCCAAACUGGGAGGGGGAAAAAGAGAAAGGAGAGACGCGCGUGGAGAGGAGAGAAGGAAGGAAGAAGGAGACAAUGAUGGAGAAGGCGCUUUGAAGUCCUCGAGGAGCCUCCGCUCUGCUUCCACCUCCUGCCCUCUUUCUGCUUUUCUUACCCAACUCUCAUUCAAUCUUUUCUUUCCCCACGACCUCCUUUCCCCGGGUCGCUUUGCGCACCAGGAUUGCGCACCAGCCAGCCAGGACCGCGCGUUUCCCUUCCUUCCACCUGAUCCCUGCUUUCUCCUUUUGGUCCCCUCUUUCGCCUCCCCUCCUUUUCCUCUUCGUCGCCUACUUUCUGCCUCCCAGCCAGCUGUAAUUUUUUCUUUUUUCGACUGGCCUCCUUUUCUUCCCCCUCACCUAGUUUCCAUCCAGCAACUUGGUUUCUGACUUGGCCGGAUAAAUUGCUAUCUUGCAAGGAAGCAAGCAGGCCGGACCCUUCUAUUAUUGGCUUGAGUGGGAGCCAGGAUCCCAGCCGAAGGGGAAAAGGCCAAAAAAAACCCUAAAUUUUGUGGGUGUGGGUAUCUGCUUUUCCUUGGAAGAGAGUUCCCCCCAAAUUAAGCCUGCAGCAAAAUUAAGCCUGCCUCAGCAUAAAAUAGAUGUGUGUAGGAAGGAGCUAAUAAUAUUCCCCCCCCCCCAAAAAAAAGAAAGGAAAAAAGAUGGACUUGCGACAUUUCAAGAGAACUGGUCUCCCUCCAAAAUGCAGAGCAUCUGGAAAGCAAACCGCCAGUCUCUCAUUUUAAACCCACAGAAGAGGGAAAACACAACUUGGGAGUCUUGAGAGAGAAAAUUACUACUUCAGGUUAAUAUGGAAAGCUGAAGUCUGGUUUAUCCAAGCUGACUGUUUGGACUUUGCUUGUGGCAAAUGACAGAGAGGAGUAUGGUUGGUUUGGAUCAGCUGCUUUUUCAUCUGGAUUGCGCAGUCUUUUUUCUGGAUGCUGAAGAUUAAUUCAACUUCUAAAGUCCACCUGUGUCCACUUGGAUUGGGGUUGCAGCACACAUGUAUACAUUUUCUGGAUGUUGGACCCCGUCAUUCGUCGAACACUGAUUCUGGAUUUGGGCUGGAUUGAAUAUUUGCGCUAGCGAGUUAUUUUUCUAGAUUUUGGCAGCCCUCCCAAUUACUUUCGUUGUUGUUGUUGUUGUUGGAAAAAACGCUGCUUUUUCUGGAUUAUAAAGGGUGCGGAAACAACAUCAUGUGGGAUUCCUCAAAGUUUACAAAUGAUUUUGGGGGGUUUUCUGAAGAGCAUCAAGUUUCCCAUGCUUUGAAAAAGCUAAAAUUAUGGUGUGUCAUCUCCCCCAUCACCAAAUCUUACAUCUCCUCUGUAGUCUGAGGGAGAAAACAUGGGUCUUUCUUAGGCAAUGAGCUUACACUAAUGUGCAUCACUAUUUUUGAAGUUUGAUUUUUGUCAGUAUUAGCAUUUUCAAGCUUCACGUCUCCUGGAGAUUUGGAGAUUUCUGCAAAGCAGGCUGGAUUUGUACACAGACUUAUUAUUAUUAUUAUUAUUAUUAUUAUUUGGGAGAAAAAUUGGAUCAAACCUCAGGAUUUAAAAAAGAAUUUAGUGUCCUGGGUCUUGGGGAAAGUUUGCAAAACACCAUGGAAAUUUCAAGACAUGGUAAAUACUGCCUGCACUCUCAGGAAAAAACUGACCUGCUGGGUGUGUGUGUGUGUGCUUUUUUAAUCUAUUUCGGAGAAGUAGGAAAGUUUGUUAGCAUCUGUGGAUCUACAGACUUUCUGCUGGCAAGGCUUUUGGCUUGAAAGGAAUAGCUCAGGAAGGCUUUCUGGAUUUCAUGACGAUGCAAAAAUCCGUGGUCGUUCUUCCGAGCGUGCCAGUUUUUUUUAAAAACAAGGACCUUUGGAGAGAAGUAUUGCAAAUGCCUCUGUUUUGGGUUGCAAUUCCACUCUGCGGUUGCAACACAAGCCCAUGUUCCAACUUGUUACUCUUUCGCCUUGUCUGCUUCAUCAAUCCAUGCAGCCUGAGCGGCCUGGAAGCAGCCAGGCCUACUCAGAUGGUUUUUCUGGGAAGCUUUUGCUGACCAAGAGAUUUGGGAAGGCUUACAAAAACUUCUGGGGUGUGGGGGAAAGAGCAUUGCAAAUUGAAAGUGGCUGGACUUCUGAGAAACCAGACUCCUAGCAAUCAAAGGACAGGGAGUGUUUGAGUUCGGUUGGAAAUUACCUUUUUCCCUCCCGCUUUGCAUUGACAAAUUUGCCAACUUUUUUGUUUGUUGAGAAACUCUUUGUUUUGAAUCUGCUCUGGCUUCUUCCAUCCCCAAAGCACUGGAUAUUUUUUUUUCAAGGAUAUAAGAAACCAGUGUUGAAUUUCUCAGGAAUCUCCUCUUUGUUUCGGAACAACCAAGUGUGUGGACAAAAUAAUGCACCUAGAGGCGGGGAUAUUGUUUUCGGAAGCCGGAGGAACAGAGGUGUAAUCUUCGUUCACAAUCUCCUGGGUCUGCGGUUGUCCCUUUCCCACUUCUCAGUCUUCGACACCCUGCCUUUUGCAAAGCAACAUGUCUGCCCAGCUCUGCCGUGCCCUGUACGACAACGCAGCCGAGUGCCCGGACGAGCUCUCCUUCCGCAAGGGCGACUUGAUGGUCCUGCUGCAGCCCGAAGCCCCGGGCCUGGAGGGCUGGCACCUGUGCUCCUUGCAUGGGCAGCAGGGGAUUGUGCCAGCCAACCGGGUCAGAGUCCUCCCCGAGCCAGGGUCCCCAGGGCCCACCGCUCGCCGGAACCACGUCCCAGCAGACGUCUACCAGGUGCCCAGGAAGGAGGCGGCAGCGGCGGUCGGGACUGCCUACGAAGGGCCCCAGGAUGAGCGGAGGAGGAGGGGGCUCAGGAAGGAGGAGCAGGAGGUUUAUGAGGUGCCACCGCCCGCCAGACCCUGCCCUCUGCCCCCCGAGGGGAUCUAUAGGGUGCCUCGGAGCACCAGAAGAGACGGGGACCCCGCAGAGGUUUACGACGUCCCCUCCUCCCUGAUCCGAGACUCUCUGUCCGACACCUACGACUCGCCUUCCCCUUGCCCGAAGAAAGUGGCCCGCGUCGCCCCUCAGCCCUCCGCCCCUCCGCCCUCCAACGACCCCUAUGACGUGCCCCUCACCUUCAAGAAGCCCGCCGGUUUGGAAGAGGAAGGGGAGGCGGAUGACGGGGGCUCGGAGAUGCCCCUCGUCUACGCCACCCCGUCAAACCUGCGGCGCGCCUCGGCCUUGCUGAACUUGUACGAGUCGCCCGAGGAAGUGUUGGCGGGAGGCGGAGAGGAGGAAGAGGAUGGGGGCAUCUACGACGUCCCUCUGCUGGCGCCCGGCUCCCCGCCUCUUGAAGGGGCGCUCCAGGGACUGAGCUUGCGGGAUCCGGGGCCCCCUUCGAGACCCCGCUUGCCCUCGGCCGAAAGCCUGUCGCGGCGCCCCCUGCCUGCCCUUCCCAGUGAGGAGCGGCUUUCCGUCGAGCCCCCGCCCCCGUCCCCGAGCAUUGUGCGGAAAGGGAGCAUCCAGGACCGACCUCUGCCCCCGCCCCCACCCCGGCUGGGGGGUCUUGGGGCAGGAGAGCACCUGGAGCAAGUCGCAGAUGACGGGCACAACGAAUACGAGGGAAUCCGUCUGGCGGAGGAAUACGACUACGUUCACCUUAAGGGAGCAGAUAAAACGCAGCCCAAAGCUACAACUUCUGAAGGAAGCCUAGGACUCGCCCUUUCUGGAGACACGACCCAGGCUGAGGAAAUGGCUCCGCCUUCGCCCGAGGACAGCCAGCUUCUGCAGUUCUACACGGGGCAGUGCCAGACACAUUACACCACCCUGCUCUCAGCCAUCGAGGCGCUCCUGGCCAGCGCCAGUGCCCACCAGCCACCGUGGGUCUUCGUGCCCCAUGGGAAGUUUGUCAUCGUCACGGCGCACAAACUGGUCUUCGUGGGGGACACCGUGUCCCGCCUGGCAUCCUCGGCAACGGUUCGGGCCAGGGUAGGGGCGGCAAGCGGCACCCUCUGCCAGGCCCUGAAGGACGCCGUGCUCUCGGUCAAGGGGGCCGCCCUGCACUACCCCUCUCCGCCCGCCGCCCGGGAGAUGCGCGAGUGCGUGGCAGAGCUCUCCCGGCAAGCCUUGGCCUUCACUUCCUUGCUUGGCACCCUGGCGCCAUCUUGAAUCCUGCGUCGUGUGUCAGUGCCGAUUCACCGCCAGCAAACUCCUGCCCUGAAGCUGUGAGACACUACGACCCCCUCCUGUGGCAAUAACUGCAAUGCUGCUUGGUGGUUUUCUGGGACUGAGGAGGCCCGAACCUGCCCCAUGGAUAACUCUGGCCCUUGCCUAAGGACAAAUGUUUCCCUUAAGUUCCAGCAGCCAUCUUGUCAGGGCCUCUUAACCCCCCAUGGCGUUCAGGGUCUGCAGCCAGAAGCAACGUUUAGUGACCUUUGACCCUUGGGUGCUCAGUUUCGACCCACAGAGGAGACGGCCUUGCUCGACUUCAUGACAAGAAAUGGUCCUUGUCAGUGCCAGACCUUUGCCUCUUUGGUUUUACUCCCUAGCCCUUGCACCUGCGAGCAGCCAUCUUGGACAGUUUCCUAACCAAAGAACGUUCCAGACCUUCAGCCUCUGACCCGACACUGCGCAUCGUGACACCCAUUUCCCCGCUCCGGUUAGGUUUUGCUAAUUCUGACAUAGGUUCCACCCUGAAAACAUCAAAGGUUUCUCAGACGCCCCUCGAUAAAGAUGGCGGCGUGAGGUCGUAAGACCAAAGACACAUCUCCUCGCUGGCUCUUCGUAGACUUGACAACAGUUCUUAAGAGUGAAAAAAAAACCCAAACCUGAAUGGGAAAGGAGCUGAAGGGAAACAGAAUUGAUGGGAAAUGACCCUUGUCAUCCUGAAACAAAAGAUUAUGGAGCAACGGCUAGAGAAAGAGCGGGGAUUGGGAGAAUGGCCAAUAUUGCUGCAGCAGAGAGGUUUAUGGGAAAUUGCCAACGGGGCAAAAGAAGACAAAAUGCAGAGAGGCAGCCAAAUGUGAAAAGAAGCAAAUUCAUCUGGGGCAGAAGGGAGGAAGCCGAGGGUGAAUAGGAAACGAUAAAAAAAUGGACAACGGGGGCGGGUCAGUAUGGACACUGUUAUGAUGCACAGUGUGAACUAGCAACACAAAUAACUGGGCAGGGGGUUAUUGAGCCACUGCUAGGUCAGCGGAAUAAUGCCAGCACCUGGAAGGGGUCAGUAUCCUUAAUAAUGAAAGUCCUUCAGCUUGAUCUACGGAUUCAUUCCUCAGGAUUGUUGUCUUCCUCUGAAAAAAAAAAACCCUUUAGAUAUUGGACAACUGCCAGACAAUUCUGCAGUUUACAGCACGCACACACACACACAUAUACAGGCUCCCUGCGACGACCCUCAUCUCACUUCCUCACCAGGAAACAAACGGGGUCAAGAAUAUCUCUCUCAGGAAAUAUUUGCCAAGUUAUUUUCUAGGUUUGAUGACAAUAAAAAUGGGUGAAAAAACAAACACCCAUGCUGUGUUGCUUCCUUCCACAUCCUGAUUGGUUUUCCCCUCCUCUCCCCGCCCCGCAAAUCUCCCCCCGACAACUCUGGCGUGCUUUGAUUCCAUUUCUGAUUAUUGAUACGCUGCUGUUCAGGAAAUACAACUUUACAGAUUUAAAACAUGAGCAACAAAAAAAUGAUAAAGCAUCCGUUAAAAGCAGACACACCCACACACAAGAAACAACACGGCAAAACAGCCAUAAACUAGGGGGAGGCAGCAAUCCGUUUUCAAAGGCAAACUGGGAAUGAAUGUAAGAGUUUUACAAGAAAAGGCUCUGAGAGAUCUAGACGCGGUCUAAUAAAGUUGACCACCUGGCAGAAUGGGAGAAUGACGUGUGGGUCCAAGGUCAUUAAAUGCCAGAAUGAAUUUCCAAGCUGCAAAAUUAAAAACUGGGUGAUAGGUAACUAAGUUUAAUUCAGGGUAUACCCACUGAAAUAUGACUUAAAUAUGGUCCAUUCGUUUUGACAGGGCUGCUCUGAGUAAAGUUUAGUGGAGUACCUCCCUGUAAAAUUUUGAAAAACCAAAAUUAUAUUUCUAGAUCUGCCUCCUGCAAUUCCCGUUCUUGACGCCCUUUUCCCAGGUCCUUGCUUUAGUCAUGGGGUCUAGAAGACUUGUGGCUAUAAACAGUUAAGAAGCGAAGGAACGUGAGACACUGGGGGCAAAGGUGGCCUAUAUCGCAUCACCUUCCAGGGGGGAAAACACUGAUCUUGUUUAUUAGCCUAGAAUGAUGGGUGAGGUGCAGUGGCGAGAAUUUGCCCAAGGCCAGCGAGAGGCGAAAACUGCACUGCAAAAUUAAGCAAGAGAAUCUCUCCGCCCUUUCAAUGGAGUCUUGAAUUCACAUGAUUUUCAGUGUCGCCAGGUACAUUUUAAUUAAUGAUUUCAUUUAUGUCCGUUUUUCCGAGGAACUUGAAGCAGUGCCCACGCCUUGUGAGGUAGAUUAGGCUAAGAAAAGGGCUCAGUUAUUGAGCAUCUGCUUCGCCUGCCUUGGGUUCAAUCCCUGGUGUCUCCAGUUAGGUUUGGGAUCCACCCACACACACACCCGUCAGUGUGGACAAUUCUGAGUUAAGACAGACCCGCGGUGCUCUUGACUCCGGUAUAAGGCACCUUGCUGAGAGAUCGCCCUGGGAGCCUUUGUGGCCAGCCAUUUGAACCUAGAUCUAGCUCAGCACUCUAUAACCACUGUGCCACACUGCCAAGCAUUUCAAGGAGAGCCCUUUGACCCAAAGACCUGCGCCGGGUUGGCCAGCGAAACCUGAGCUGAACUAGACCCCAGAAUGAGAUUCUGGAGAAAGACGGGUUGCGAAUAAUCCGGAUUCGCUGAUGUGCCAAAAGGUGC